This is a messenger RNA of Malania oleifera, 627 nucleotides long. RefSeq names its product pectinesterase inhibitor 5-like. Gene Ontology annotation, biological process: negative regulation of catalytic activity. The transcript is spliced from 2 exons. NCBI's taxonomy places the organism in Eukaryota, Viridiplantae, Streptophyta, Magnoliopsida, Santalales, Ximeniaceae. Gene Ontology annotation, molecular function: pectinesterase inhibitor activity. The record is from RefSeq and is a predicted model, not a curated record. Bases 1 to 627 code for a protein of 208 amino acids.
AUGGAAAGAACGCUCGACGACAGCGACUUGCAGAAUGGAAAAGAAGCCGCAGAUACAGCCCUAGCAAAGGAGAAAGUACCAUUGAGAAUAGAAGGACCGCUCAACGACGGUUACUUGCAGAAUGGAAGAGAAGUCGCAGUUACAGCCCUAGAUAUGGAUAGAGUGUCACUGAAAAUGGAAGGAAAGCCAUGGCAAGCGCAAGGGAUCCCCAACUAUUGCAAGCCUUUCUUCGACGACCGUCGUACGAAAGACGCCGACCUCCGGGGGCUUUGUCCCUUGUCUGUUGCCAUCGCCACCAGCCGCAUCCAAGACACCGCCGACCGCAUCCCCGGUUUAUUGAGCGCUGCAACAAAUCCAACAGAUAAGCAGAGGCUCGGCGUUUGCCAAACGGAUUACAGCACAGCUCUAGACAAGUUCAAGGGAGCAUUCAGUUCGGCGAGCAGCGAGGCUUAUAACGACGUCGUAAACUUGGUCAGGGAAGGAGCUAAUGCGGCCAUUGACUGUAACAAUGUGCACCGGAGAAGCCCGCCGAUAGGGCAGUCGCCGAUAUUCGAUGAUAAUUGGAAUGUUGCGAAGAUGGCAGGGAUUGUUUUUGCUGUCGUCCAAGCUAUUACAGUUGGGUUUUGA